GUAGCGAGGUACCGUGCCGCGCAGCCACACCGGCCACUGCGACGGCCGCGGCGGAGCGAGCGCGUUCGUUCCUCUCGGGUUGAUUUCCUGCGGACGACGUCGCGCGAUGUGAGGAUGUGAGGCGAAGCUGACGGGGGCGAUCGCACCACGCGCGACACUCGACGGUACGAGCGGCGAAAUUAAUUGCCAAAGCGGGGAUGUGAGUCGAUAGCUCGCGCUUCUGACGAGGAGAGAGGGCGAGGAGGAUAACAAGGGCAGAAGAGGGAGAGAGCGCGCACGGUGAGCUCACGUGACAACGCAGGGGGGUUGCGAACUGUCCGACGGUAGUACGUCGAGCGGCUGCUGCUGCUACUACCGCUUGCCGUGAGUUACUUGUUGUGACUGUGACAGCGGCGGCGGUGGUGGUGGUGGUUGGCGGUGGAAGUGGUUGUGGUGGUAGUGGUGGUGGUGGUGACGACGACGACGGCGGUGCUGUCCGGAGUAGCACUGCGGCUCGAUCAUCCGCGGCGAGAGGGAAGGUUGGCGUGGCCCUCGGGGUUACGAGGCCGAGAAAGUGGGUGUUGCCGGACGACGACGAGGACGACGGGGAGGAUCGUCCCGCAGGAGGGAGAUCGGUCGUCGGAAGCUCGUAGAAGGGAGGAGAGGCGGGAGGUGGAGAGGACGACCGGAAGAAGGAUGCCCGUCGGUCGUCGGUCCUGGAGUCGACGUCAGCUCACCGCUGGCCUCCUCCACCUCGUCGAUGACCCCGUGCCUCGCGCGAGCGUUUGCUCCGGAGAUGGAUCACCCCUUAAGUGCCCGCACACAAAGAACGGUCACUCUGACGCCACGCUCCACGUCCGCGAAUCGUCGUUUCAGAAGACCACCGGCGCUGAAAUCCCUCCGCAGGAUGGCAGGAGCGAGCCGAGAGAUCCGGCAAGGCCCUGAAGAUUCCGUGCUCGCAAGUCAUCGCGGUGGGCGAAGCUGGUCUUCGUGCGAUUAGGGGCUGUGCCAGGGUAGCGCGGGCCGGGGGUGGUUCCUUCCAUCGCGAGGAUCGAGAUGAGCGAUCUACAGGCCACCCUCGAGUUCUCCCUCGAGCUCUGCAAGUUCUACAAUGUUGACCUCUUCCAACGCGGGUAUUACCAGAUUCGAACGGCUCUCAGAGUGUCGCCGAAGCUGCCGGUCAAGGUGGAGGUUAAUCAACCACGAAAUCACUCCCUGGAGGCGCCCGGUACGAGCAAGCGCUUUCAGAUACUCUACAGGAACGAGGAGGUGACACUCGGUACGUCCGUGCUGUUCCGGGCGCACGUGCUCGUGCACAGUCACAAGAUCGAGGAGGCCCUGUCGCGCACCCACUUCAAUCUGGGCGUCGAGCUAUGGUUCAGCGAGCCGACACAGCCGGGCAACAUGGCCUGCGUGUCCUCGAGGGCGCUGCAGCUGAAUUUCACACCCACGAAGGGCCUUCACUACCAUCUGCCGGUGCUCUUCGAUUACUUUCACCUAGCCGCGGUGUCCAUCACGAUCCACGCCUGCCUCGUGGCACUUCAUCAGCCCUACAUCAAGAAGAGCAUACUGCACUACGUGCAGAGCUGCGCACCGCGAGGCGGCAAGCCCUGGCUGCAGUUUAAACAAUCCCCGGCGAACGGUGACAACAGUUCGACGACCUUCGGGAACAUUGCCCGCGGCUCGUUUCAGGAGAGCACCACGAGAUGCGUCGGCUCGACGACGAGGAUGCAACACGCGAGACUGGUGCAGCAGGAAGUCACGAGAUUGCUACUGGCGGCGAGGGAAUCUCUGCUCAACGACCUGUCCGACCUGGCGAGGCUGCUGCCCUCCUGGCAGCAAAGGGCGCUCGAGCUCGCACAGAACACGCACAAAGAGAUCACGAAGCUGAUGGACACCGAGGAGGCUGACAUAGCCCAGCUCUGCGCGCAAAACAUCGUCCUCUGGCAGCACUUCCUGGAAGCGUUCUCCGGCCGAGAAGCGGUCCAUCAGCAUCUCGCGCGGAUUCACCAUCAGCUGAGAGUGAAGCGCUUCGCCGAGGGUUUCUUCGUACUGGAGAACCCGAGAACGUCGGCAGCGGGCUGCUACGACGCGAACUAUCAGUCUUAUCAGGCGGUGAGCGAGGCCGCCCGGCGAUCGCGUUACCUCGCGUCGUUGCCGCCGUUGCCGGUCCACUGUCCGGAACUGGACGGCGAUCUUCACUCGUUGCCUUUGAUCUUCGAGGAUCAGUACGCCGACAUGCAGCAGAGGCACAGGAACAGCGUUCCCAACAUGGACGACUGUAGCUGCGGAAUAGCGGCGAUACUGGAGUCGCGCUCGAUGGGUAUCUGGUCGCCCAGGAGCGAAGGCGCGGCCCAGGACAUCGGAUCGAUCCAGGCCCGCCUGAUGCUGACGCCCUCCACGCUUCCUGCGAGGCACAGCAAGUCCUUGGACCAGCUGGGGCCGGAGCUGGUGCCCCUGCAGCCCAGAACGUCGCCGAAGACCCUACCGAGGUCCGUGUCGACCCAGCUGUUUCCGCGGCAGCGCGGCGGCGGUCGCAACGUCACCCCGCCCGCGACGGUGCCUUCCAGAGGAAGAGCCAGGUCGACAGUGCCGUCCAGUGCUACCCUCUUCCCGCCGUCGGGCCAGCAGGCCUGUUCCGCGCCGAAUCCAUCCCUCGGCUCCACGCCGGUGAUCCCCCUGCCCCGGGCCAAGUCCACGCAGAUGCUGGUGCCGAACCGGCAACAGCAGCAGCAUCAGCAACAGUCCGACCAUCAAUCCACUUCCAUCACCUCGCUGCUGGCCGCGAUGUUUCCCGAGUUGCCGCCCGGCGGACACCUGCCCGGUUACCGACCGUCGUCCAAAUCCUGCGAGCAGAAUCUCACGGUGCCGACCUGCUUGGGUGCUUUGGAUCCCGACCAGCUGCACGACUGCUUAACGGACAGGAAAUCGGCGAAUGUGGAAGACUAUCAUUCGCUGGACACCAGGAGGAUACGAAACCUGCUGGAGCCGCGGAGCCAUCGUCUGGGGACACGCCAGCCGCUGCCAACGACCACUAACGACCAAAGUAGCUUUUUAUCCGCCAAGGCGAACGUAAACGGCGACAGCUUCCCGCAGGAUCCCCAACCGCUGCACACCGCGACCCUGGACCGGGUCACUUACCGGAACAACGCCCGGAAGCCCGGACAGCACCAAACGGGAGGAAAAUACAGUCAGAGCAACGGCGUCGAAUGCCGCAGGUAUCACACGCUCGGUAAGACGUCGAUAUCGGCGCAGAGGAGUCGCGAGAUAUCGGAGUCCGUGAACGGCGGCAGCUACUCGCUCCUGGCGGAACCCUCGAGCAAGAGAUCGAACUACUGCGCGACGGACUCGUUCUUCUACCGUACGAACGGCAGCACCAGCGGGCGAACGCGCGACGAGACGGACAAGCCGAAGAGGCCGAAGAGCACGGAACGGCUCGUCGACGACGCGAUGGAGCGCAACGAGUGCUGCGAUUUCCGGCGAGAUCGGCCGAGGAGGAGAACCGACCGACCGUCCAAGUCGCCGCGCAACGGAGCGGCGCACAAUUACGGCGACGAGGAGCCGCGACGCGGCGAGAAGAAGAACGCGGAGACGCCUCAGGAGCCGGUCUACGAGGUGAUAGCCUUGAAGCUGGAGCCGAAGAGGGAGUCACGUGUGGAGAGGAGAAGGGACAGGCACAGCAGAAGGCCGCACUCGGCGCCCGUUCUCGACACGGACCACCCGCCGGAGAAGAACAAGAAGUGCAGCCACAGGAAUAGAAAACCGGCGCCACCGCCGCCGGCGUAUCAGGAUCUCGCCGACGCGCCGUUGCCCAAGUACCGGCAUGCCCCUACCACGCCCACGACGAGCGUCCUCGAGGUGGAGAACAACAAUAAAAUUAUCCUCAAGAUGGAGCCCAUCAAGUCGCCCAUGGAUGUGCCAACGGCGACGAACGGCACCACGCCGUCGGACGCGUCGAGCGUCGUGGCGCCGUUGCCGAACGUGAAGAGGCUGCGAUGCGCCAGCGUGCCGGUGGCCCAGAACAAAGUGGUGGUGCCGCGCAGCGCGGUCUCCCUGCCCUGCAUGCCGAUACGCGACAGCAAGGACAGCCUGAGCAACAACCUGCCGGUGAUCCCGAAUCCCCUCAGUCCACCGUCCACCAGACCGAGCAGUCCCACUCCGAGCUCGAGCUCGAGCAACCUCACGUCCGAGUGUUCCGGCUGGGUCAGCAGCGGCGACACCUCCAGCUCGGAGCAGCGUCGCUGCGCGAAGCUGUCGAGCGAGCAGCUGCGGCAAAAGCUGUCGAAGAUCGUGCCGCGCAAGGAGCGUGCCGCGAAGGAGAGCGUCGAGGAGCACUCGUACGAGGAGGUGCGUCUACCGCCGCCGAAGAUGUUCCAGGACGAGCCACCGCCGCCCGAGGAGUUCCGGGAUCCGCCAGCGCCGAUCGACAAUCUGCUCUACCACGUGUACGAGACGGUGAAGCAGACCAGAAGCCCGAAGCAGAAUAAAACGGCGCCCUGCAGCCCGCAGCGGAACCGCGACCGGGAGAGCACUUACGGCGUCAGGGACAUCUGCCUGGACUGUUAUCAGGAGGGCAAAGAGCUGCUGCAGUCCACGCAGGACGACUUCAUCAAUUUCAAGAAGUGCAAGGAGGAGUUCAAGCGGCAAAUGAGCUUCUCCGGCAGGAUCUACAGAGAACGCAAGGAAGCACAGUUGCGUUUACAUAAACGUGCCCAUUCCUUCGGAUACGGUGACCUUCUGAACUCGUCGUCGGUUCAUCCAUUAAGAUCCAAUGUGCCUCUUAGUGACUACCCGACCCUGGCCUCGACCCUGCCGUACUUCCACAUCAGCGACGAGUAUCGGCUCUUCUCGCCGGAAGGUGCUCACCUCAUUAUAUGCGUCCACGGUCUCGACGGUAACGCCGCCGAUCUCCGUCUCGUCAAGACGUACCUGGAAUUGGGCCUGCCCGGGGCGCAUUUGGAUUUCCUGAUGUCUGAGAGAAAUCAGGGCGACACCUUCUCCGACUUCGACACGAUGACCGACCGGCUGGUGGCCGAGAUUCUCUACCAUAUCGAGUCGUCGGGCCUGAACCCGACGAAGGUGAGCUUCAUCGGACAUUCCCUUGGGACCAUAAUCAUCCGGAGCGCCCUCACGCGACCGCAGCUGCGCCCGCUCCUUCCCCGUUUGCACACCUUCCUCAGUUUGAGCGGACCUCAUUUAGGCACUCUUUACAACACGAGCGGUCUGGUGAACGCGGGUAUGUGGUUCAUGCAAAAGUGGAAGAAGUCCGGAUCUCUGCUGCAACUGGCGAUGAAGGACUCGCCGGACGUGAGGCGCUCCUUCAUGUUCCGUUUAAGCCAGAAGAGCAAUCUGCAGAAAUUCAAGCACGUCCUGCUGUGCGGGAGCGCUCAAGAUCGAUACGUGCCGCUGCACUCGGCCCGAAUCGAGCUCUGCAAGGCCGCCGUACGAGAUCCGACCGAUCAAGGAGCCGCGUAUCGCGAGAUGGUGCACAAUAUCCUGUAUCCCGUGAUGUCGGCGCCCGGCGUAAGCCUCGUCAGAUACGACGUGCACCACGCUCUACCGCCGACGGCGAACGCCCUGAUAGGCCGAGCCGCACACAUCGCCGUCCUCGACUCCGAGCUUUUCAUCGAGAAGUUCCUGCUGGUGGCGGGAUUGAAGUACUUCAGAUAAGGAAAGGACUGUCUAGCGCACGGAAAAAAGGGGGGAGGGGAUAAAGGAACUGAUUAGAUUGUAGCAUAUAAACGAAAGGGGAGUAAGAUAAAGGAGAAAAGAGGAGAGGAGACGAAGAAGAGAUAUAUAACUCUCUCGACGGACGCUCGGACGCGCGUCGACGAGCGUGUCGCGCGCGAUUAUAGCGUAAUUCGGAGACGUCCUGUCGAGCCUCGCUUCAGCCGCUUCCCGCGGUCGCUUCCUUUCGAAGAAACGGCCCGCGAGGCGCCGGGCAAGUCGAUCCUCCUUUUUUUUACACGAGAAACGUCACGUCUCGGGACGAAUCGCCGCGCAUCCUCCGAUACUCGCGAGCGUAAUCGCCGAAGGGUAGUCACGCGCGCAUUAUAGCGCGUUUAUCGAAUUCACUCGACGAAUUCGCGACGCUCGAGAGUUCGUUCGAGUCUCUCGUCAAAAUCGAACCCGUGUAAUUAGUCGUGGAAUGGGCCUAUUUUCCAGUGAUGGUACAGUAGCGGUAGCAGUCUUCUCCGACUCGAAGCGAGAGAAGGAGCGGCGAGAAGGAGGAGGCGGGAAGGCGCGCGGAGAGGAGUGUCCGAAGGUGUGCGAGGGGGACAGUACGAGGAUCGAGUACACAAACCGAGACACUGUUAGUAUUUAGUUACGUCGUCGCUGUGAGUGACACGCGUAGUGGAAAUCGCGCGAAAUCGGGGCUGAGAUCGGCGCGCUUUCGGCGCUUCCGGCCUAGUGAAGAAAUAAUCAAGCGGAGGAAGCGAGGACGGCCGUCGGCGCGUGUCAGGCUUCGUCAACGUCGCGCGCGCGCACGAGAGAGAAAGAGAGAGAGAGAGAGAGAGGGAAACGACGAAAGGAAAAUCGGUCGUCGACGAAUGCGCGGCGAUCGCGCGCGAGAAUUCAGAGGCGUUCGCUCUUUGUGAUUGCAUGAAGGGGGGGGGGGAGGAAGAAAGGCGAAGAAACUCCCCGGGGGACGGGGAGGAAGCUCCGUCGCCGGACACGUUCUCCGCGAUGCGCAGCGGGUUAAGACGGAAUAAAUAAAAAUGAAAAAGUAAGCGGGAGAUCAAUAAUAAUAAUGAUAAUAUUAAUAAUAAUAAAAGUAAACGGACAAUGCAACGACACACAUUGUCUAGACGCUAGGAAAGUUACGAAACGCAUGUCAAUUGUUAUCCUCAGAUAAGUGUGAGUGCGGUGAGUGCGGUGAGUGCGGCGAAUGGAUGAGAGUGCCGAGUACGACGCUGUGAGAGAGAGAAAGGUGGGG
Molecule: messenger RNA, 6916 nt
Organism: Dinoponera quadriceps
Lineage: Eukaryota; Metazoa; Arthropoda; Insecta; Hymenoptera; Formicidae
Exons: 18
Coding region: 1036-5649 (1537 amino acids)
Source: RefSeq, a predicted model, not a curated record